UUUCUUUUCAUUUAUUUAAACGAUCAUAAAAAUUGGAGAAGAUUUUCAUUAGAAAACCAUUUCCAACAUGUCACAUUUCAGAGUUGCGUAAAGAAGAUGAAGCCAUUUGUUUUUGUCAUAACCUUCUGCGUCAUGGCUCCUGUGGGCUACAGUCAGCUUUUUGGUCCUCCUGGUCCUCAAGGCCCACCUGGGUCACCUGGAGAACCCGGGGCAGCUGGAGAACCUGGAGAACAAGGACCGAAAGGCUUGAAAGGGGAACGGGGUGCACGAGGGCCUCCAGGACCACAUGGAUAUCCAGGACCUUCUGGGCGAAUCGGCAAACCUGGACUACCCGGCCCACCUGGAACUAUUAUAAUGUGUGGACGAGAUCCUAUUGGCUCUUUUUACAGCGAUACUGAAAAGCUAAUGAAGAGAAUUGCCAAGUUUAAACUUGCUAUAAACUAUGAUUUUGUCCAAAUGGUUGAUCAAAAAUACUUUGUCUCCAACAAGCACAGAGGCAGUUUCUCAGAGGCUGUAGUGUUUUGCAGCCAACGUGGUUUAGAGCUGGCGUUGCCACAGAACGAGGAGGAGAACAACGCACUGACUCAAGUUCAUGGCAAAUUCAGAGCCAAAGCCUGGAUCAAUGUGAACAAUAAAAAAGCUGAGGGGGAGUUUAAAACUGACAUGAAAAAUCGACCUCUGACCUUUAACAAUUGGGGAAAAGGGCAGCCAGACAAAUCCAUUGAGGAUACAGGCUGCACAAUGCUGUCAGAAAACGGUUCCUGGCAAGUGACACAUGAAUGUUCUCUCAAUGUCCACAUCAUUUGUCAGUUAUAGAAAUGUCUCAUGAAAAGAACUACAACACCGCCCCCCCCCCAAAACAAACAAACAAAAAUCCCACAUUUAUGUGUUUAUGUGUAUUUUCAGCUUUGCAUGCUUAAUCUAACUCUGUUUCAGCCUCUUGUGUGUGAUGGCAACCAAAGAUUAUGUAAUGCCAAAAGUGACACAGCAAUGAAAUAAGAUCAAAAUGAUCCUCAUGUUCCUUAUUUAGACAUGAUACCUUUAUGUUUAAUUUACAUCAGUUCAUCUAAAUCAUCUGUUAAUGCAGGGUCUCUCAACAUUAGAAAAACUACUUCAUGGGCUAAAUUUUUCAACUUUCGUUUUACAAAAUAUUUAUUUUUGCCUAAGCAUAUUCAUAAAUACACUAUAUUGCUAAAAGUAUUCCCUCACCCAUCCAAAUCAGUGGAUUAAGGU
Oreochromis niloticus (Nile tilapia) is the source of this 1233-nucleotide messenger RNA. Its product is annotated as collectin-43. Gene Ontology annotation, cellular component: multivesicular body. The transcript has 4 exons. The record is from RefSeq and is a predicted model, not a curated record. The coding region runs from base 97 to 816 and encodes 239 amino acids. NCBI's taxonomy places the organism in Eukaryota, Metazoa, Chordata, Actinopteri, Cichliformes, Cichlidae.